Messenger RNA from Diabrotica balteata, 398 nucleotides. The record is from the annotation of a GenBank genome assembly. NCBI's taxonomy places the organism in Eukaryota, Metazoa, Arthropoda, Insecta, Coleoptera, Chrysomelidae.
UUUUACAUGGUUGAUAGCCGAAAGUAACACGUGCUGCUGAAGUAAUUUUUGUGAAUUUUAGUCAUAAAAUAAGUAAAAAAGAUGCCUUUAGCAGUCGACUUAUUGCAUCCUUCUGCCGAAAAACAGAGGAGAUCGCACAAAUUGAAAAGGUUGGUUCAGCAUCCUAACAGUUACUUUAUGGAUGUUAAAUGUCCCGGCUGUUAUGCAAUUUCAACAAUAUUCUCGCAUGCCCAGUCCGCAGUUCCAUGCAAAGGUUGUUCUACAAUCCUUUGCACUUCCACUGGAGGCAAAGCGAGACUUACAGAAGGUUGCAGUUUCAGGCGCAAACAACAUUAAACUAAUAAAUAUAUUGUGACUGUAACUAUAUAUUGUUUUCUAAUAAAUUGUAUUAAUAAAGU